Messenger RNA from Penicillium digitatum Pd1, 1119 nucleotides. Its product is annotated as pantoate--beta-alanine ligase PAN6. The record is from RefSeq and is a predicted model, not a curated record. Gene Ontology annotation, biological process: pantothenate biosynthetic process. Lineage: Eukaryota; Fungi; Ascomycota; Eurotiomycetes; Eurotiales; Aspergillaceae. Gene Ontology annotation, molecular function: pantoate-beta-alanine ligase activity.
AUGUCUCGCUUGGUGAAUGGUGCAAGAUCGUUUUCGACGACAACUUCGUCCCUCUUGGCCGACGCGACCGCCGCUUCGCAAUCUGUUCGUCAACCAGCCAGCUUUCAAGUCUUUCGCGAUGUUCCCUCAAUCCGGGGACUCCGGCAUCAAUUGUUGUUAAAGGACCGGAGUGUAGGCUUCGUUCCUACCAUGGGCGCACUUCAUGAGGGCCAUCUCUCCCUAAUUCGACAAGCUGCUCGGGAGAAUACAGAUAUUUUUGUCAGCAUCUUCGUCAAUCCCACACAAUUCGGCGUCACAGAGGAUUUGUCCAGCUAUCCCCGCACCUGGGAUGCUGAUGUUGAGAAAUUAGAAAAUCUGAAUGAAGAGCUCGAGCGGCUGAGAGAAAACAGCGCAAAUUCCGGGCGCAUCACUGCCAUUUUCGCGCCGACUACGAAGGUCAUGUACCCCGGUCUGCCCCCUUCGUCAGAGGUUGAUGGAUGCGGCUCAUUUGUCACAAUCACCCCAUUGUCCACUAAACUGGAGGGCGGCUCUCGUCCGGUUUUCUUCCGGGGUGUAACGACGGUUUGCAUGAAGCUCUUCAAUAUUACAACCCCCGACCGUAUCUACUUUGGCCAGAAAGAUGUGCAACAGACUGUGGUAAUCAAACGCAUGGUAGAGGAUUUCCAUGUUGGCACCGAAUUGCGAAUUAUUGAAACUACACGUGAACAUGACGGCCUGGCGCUGAGCUCGCGGAAUGUCUACCUGGGCGACAGGAGACGAACCGUCGGGCUCACUAUCUACAAGGCGCUGAAAGCCGCCGAAGAAGUAUACUUGAAUGGCAAUAACAGUCGGGCAGAUAUCCUUGGGGCUGCGCGUAAUGUGACGGAUAAUGUUCUUUCCGAACAAAAAUCUCUCUCUCCAUCUGAGAGAGCACUUUACGAGGUCGACUACAUUUCUCUCGCCGAUCCUGAUACCCUUGACGAGCUUGAAGUUGUCGAUCCGGUUAAGGGCGCAGUUUUGAGUACCGCAUUCAAGAUGGCACCGCUGGAGGAGUCCAAGCAAGGCGAAGACUGUGGAUUGGGCGAUGGGAAGGUCCCCGUGCGACUCAUUGACAACCUCAUUUUUGGUCCUCGUCCUUGA